This is a messenger RNA of Dentiscutata erythropus, 792 nucleotides long. The record is from the annotation of a GenBank genome assembly. Lineage: Eukaryota; Fungi; Glomeromycota; Glomeromycetes; Diversisporales; Gigasporaceae.
AUGGUAAAAAAAGAUGCAACAUGGGACUAUCUUGAACAAACCAAAUUCCGUUUUCAGGCAUAUAUUUCAAUUAAUGAUGAUUCUUUGCAUGCAAAAUUCAUAUUAGUUUUAAUUCGGAUUCUUCAAGCGUGCUAUUUUUACAAGUUAAAAGAUGAUAAUAAGGUGGUAAAGAAAUAUAAAAAGAUCAUGAAGGAGAUUGAUGAUGCUCAAGACAAAGACCAAUUUGUGAUCGAUCUUUCGUUAAAAUAUAGUCAAUAUCAGUUCAAACCGUAUCUUUAUGCAGAUUAUCCUAGGUUGUUGAUCAAAAUCGCAAAGUUGGAAUUCUAUUACAAACUAAUAGGAGAUCAAGCAAAAGAAAGAAAAGUUUCUAUGCUUAUACAUAACAAACAGGUAAAAAAUCAAACCAGACGACUGCCAAGAUGGUUAAACAGAGAAUUCAAAUCAAUAAUGAAAGAAGAGUAUAAUCUCGAAGCGAUACAAAGACGAAUCAAAUUUCAUGAUCCAACACUCUAUCAAGUGUUCUUAGAGGAGAUAGCAUUUAUCUUAGUACAAUAUAAAAAAUACAAGAUGAAAAAAACAAAUUGUAUUUAUGUAAAGUAUCAAAAGAUGCGUGAUGAUAUUUUUAAAGCAGAAAACAAGAAUCAAUUAGUAAAAAAUUUAGCAACAUUAGCACAUUUUCACAAAUUUGAUCCAUAUUUGUAUCGCUUCAAACCAAAGUUAAUUCUACCUAUAUUCAGAUUAGAAACACUUUUUAAAGAACUUUUAAGACAAAAUAGCAUAGAAAGACGUAAA